GGACACUGAAGAGCUGCCCCCACCAUCCAAGACCCUCCUCAGGAGUUCUACAGGAUGCGGCAGCUGUGGGGGUGCGUGCUGAUCUCUGCCCUGGCCCUGGUCACGUUCUCUGAAGCCUCUCCAAAGCUCAAAGCCCUGCUCCAGGACACUCUCACAGGCCCUGAAGCCAGUAGGAGCCUGGGAAUGAGAUGGCCAGCUGCUCUGGGCUCUCCUUCCCACCACCGGAGACAACUCCGCCCUCAGGACCUUCCUCACCUCAUGGCAGAUCUUUCCAAGAAGCAAGGACCGUGGCAGGAAGAGGAUGAGGCGUAUGGCUGGAUGGACUUUGGACGCCGCAGUGCCGAGGAAAGGGACCAGCUUCCCUAGUAGGCACCACCCCUCAACUAUCCCCAUCUCUUCUCCAUACUACCCUCUGUUCGGUGCCAACUCAGAAUAAA
This is a messenger RNA of Vombatus ursinus (common wombat), 437 nucleotides long. RefSeq names its product gastrin (gene GAST). Gene Ontology annotation, cellular component: extracellular region. Gene Ontology annotation, molecular function: hormone activity. Bases 55 to 366 code for a protein of 103 amino acids. The record is from RefSeq and is a predicted model, not a curated record. Lineage: Eukaryota; Metazoa; Chordata; Mammalia; Diprotodontia; Vombatidae. The transcript has 3 exons.